AUGAUUGCGUCACUUUGCGUCCUUGCAGCAGUCGUACGUCUGGUGACCAGCACAUGUGACUGUGGUUAUUCGAUUCAAGACCCCGAAGGCGAAGGGGUUAUUGUGUUUAUGGAUCGGCUUGAGACUGACUUCGGUCAACUGCAAACCAUCUCCCAAAGCCAUGACUGGGUAGCCCAGAAAUUCACAGUAUCAGCAGAAGAUGGUCGUGGGAACUACAGCAAGGCCUUCGAACCCACAAACGUUGCCAUCCAAGUAACGCACCCUCAAGACCAUCCGGAUCUGGGUCAUGGUGUUGAACUACGUGUGAGCAGUACCAUCAGCAACGACACAAUUCCAGGAAGCGAGAUAGAUACAAAAAGACUGGACCUCCAUUGGGGGUCAUUCCGAGCUGGGAUGAAGUUGACGGAUGUUAAGGGCACGUGUGCGGCCUUCUUCUGGUAUUUCAACAAUACCCAGGAGAUCGAUAUUGAAUUUCUAUCCCGAGAGUUUGAUUACGAGAGAGGUAUCUACCCUGCCAACCUCGUUGUACAGUCCAAGGCGUCUAUGGAGGCCGGUUACGAUGCCAGCAAGACUGGGAACUUCAAGCGAGUAAAUUUGGACUUCGACCCAACAGAGAACUUUCACGAAUACCGGUUUGACUACGUUCCUAGCCAUGUUCUGUUCUAUGCAGAUAACAAACUGCUCGCUCAGAUGGAAGGUGGUGAUAUGCCUUCUUCUGGGGGCCAUUUGAUCCUGCAGCACUGGAGCAACGGCAAUCCGCUGUGGUCUGGCGGUCCGCCGACCAAGGACGCAAUAGUUACUGUCAGCUAUGUCAAGGCCUACUUCAAUUCUUCGGACCAUGAACGUCAGUCAUGUUUACAACGGCAGUGUGUCCGGUCUUCUGUGAGAGCCUCUGCGUGUUCUAUCCAGAACGUUACAAAUGCAACAUGCUACAGUGGCGACAUGCCGCACGAUUCGGACGAUAAUGACGAAAGUGACGCGGCGGUUGCAAAUAUGAGCUUGUUGGGAAGUUUGGGGCUUGGCUUAGUGACGUUGUUAUUAUGA
This is a messenger RNA of Fusarium venenatum, 1044 nucleotides long. Its product is annotated as concanavalin A-like lectin/glucanase domain-containing protein. NCBI's taxonomy places the organism in Eukaryota, Fungi, Ascomycota, Sordariomycetes, Hypocreales, Nectriaceae. Gene Ontology annotation, biological process: carbohydrate metabolic process. The record is from RefSeq and is a predicted model, not a curated record. Gene Ontology annotation, molecular function: hydrolase activity, hydrolyzing O-glycosyl compounds.